This is a messenger RNA of Arachis stenosperma, 3633 nucleotides long. RefSeq lists its product as uncharacterized. The record is from RefSeq and is a predicted model, not a curated record. The coding region runs from base 1 to 3633 and encodes 1210 amino acids. Gene Ontology annotation, molecular function: RNA-DNA hybrid ribonuclease activity; nucleic acid binding. NCBI's taxonomy places the organism in Eukaryota, Viridiplantae, Streptophyta, Magnoliopsida, Fabales, Fabaceae. The transcript is spliced from 7 exons.
AUGGGUCAAAAUCCUUCUCCUAGCACCCAUAAGGUCCAACCAAAAGCAAAGAAGACUCCUAACAAGGCUACCAAUACUUGGACAAGGCCUAAUCACCAACGUACAACACAUGCUACUGGAUCCAAAGUAAAAUUAAGCAGGGGCAUCAAUAUUGGAAAACCGAUUAGUGUGGCUUCUUCGGGGACCCGGCACAAUGUUCAUCAUCAGCAGCAAGCAUGGACUGUGAGGGGUGCGUCUAACAAGAUGGCUCGUGUGCAUUGCAAAAAUUUGUUGGGUUUUCAUUGUGUUGGUAUUGAGGAAGUAGUAGGACACAGGGGUGGCAUUUGGUUUCUAUCUUCUAUUGCUAAUACUUCUUGUGUGGUUAUUGAUCAAAUUGACCAAUGUAUCACAGUGAAAGUGAGUGUGGGCCAUAAUGGACCAUGGAUAGCUGUUGGUGAUUUUAAUGAGAUUGUAGCACCAGAUGAGAGUACAUGUGCUUAUUUUUCUUCUCACAGAGCUAGUCUAUUAGCUACUACUCUAAAUGAUUGUGAGCUCUUUGAUCUUAAAGUGACUAGUAGGAGAUAUACUUGGUAUAGAGCAGUUCAGGCUGGCAGGGACUUGGCUAAAAGAUUGGAUAGAGCUCUAGUUAAUGAGGCGUGGAUGACAAUGUUUCCUGAGGGUUAUUCUGAAAUUCUUAGCAGGCUUCAUUCUGAUCAUUGUCCUAUUUUAGUUCGUUGUCAUGAUAGCCCCAGAGUGAAAAGUUCUCGUUCUUUUAGAGAGCAGUGGGUCAAGUUUGGGGAUAGAAACACUAAAUUCUUUCAUCUUCAGACUUUGGUGCGUAGAAACCAUAAUAGAGUACAUGGAUUAUAUGUUAGAGAUGGGUCUUGGUCUACUGAUCCAGAUAUUCUCCAGGAAGAAGCCCUCUCUUUUUACAAGAAUCUCUUUGGUACAACGGAAGAGGUUGAGGUUGAUUGUUUAGGGGAUGUUCCGUUGCCCACUCUAAGCACUGAGGCUUGUGCUAAGUUAAUUGACCAUGUCUCUUUUGCGGAAGUCAAGUCAGCAGUAUUCAGUAUGAGCCCUUUUAAGGGUCCUGGUCUAGAUGGCUUUCAAGCUUAUUUUUUUAAAGAAUAUUGGGAGAUAGUAGGCACUGAGAUUUGGAAUAUUGUCCGGAGUGCUUUUUUGGGAGAGUUCUUAAAUCCUAGCAUCAUGGAAACUCUGAUUGUGCUUAUUCCUAAAAUUGAUAACCCUAUCUUUAUGAAGGAUUUCAGGCCUAUUAGCUUGUGUAAUGUUGUUUAUAAAAUUAUCACCAAAGUAUUGACUAACCGACUUCGGCCUUUUCUUCCAGAUAUUGUUAGUCCUUUACAAGGAGGUUUUAUUCCGGGUCGUGGUGCUCCUGAUAAUAUUAUUGUGGCCCAAGAAAUUCUGAAUUUCAUGAAGCACACAAAAUCCAAGAAAGGUACUCUUGCUUUUAAAAUUGAUCUUAAAAAAGCUUAUGAUAAGGUGGAUUGGAGGUUUUUGGAGAGUACUCUCAUUGCUUUUGGUUUUCCUAUCAUCAUUGUUAAUUUGAUUAUGAAUUGUGUCCGUGCAUCAUCUCUUUCUAUUAUAUGGAAUGGGAAUAGAUUGGAUAGUUUUGCUCCUAGAAGGGGGCUUAGACAGGGCGAUCCAAUGUCUCCUUACUUAUUUGUGCUUUGUAUGGAAAGACUUGCUUGCUAUAUAUCUCAAAAGGUGGUCGAGGGUGUGUGGAAACCAGUUUCUGUCACUAGGGGUGGCCCAAAAUUUUCUCAUUUGAUGUUUGCAGAUGAUCUCUUACUCUUUUGUCAGGCUACAAAGAGUCAGGUUCAAAUGGUCAUGCAUUCUCUUAACAUUUUUUACAAGGCAUCUGGCAUGAAAGUGAAUUUUGAAAAGUCUAAAGUUUUUUGUUCUAAAAAUGUGACUGCUCAUAGAAGAGAUAUUUUUAAUAGUGUUUCUUCAAUACAUUUUGCUUUGGACUUAGGAAGAUAUCUUGGAGUUAACCUUAAUCAUUCCCGUACCAGUAGGGCUUCUUUUCAUUCGGUGAUUGAAAAGGUGAGGGGAAGAUUAGCUAAUUGGAAAGGAAGGCUUCUAAAUAAAGCAGGGAGACUUUGCCUGAUCAAUUCUGUUGCAGCAUCCAUUCCUGUCUAUCAUAUGCAGUUCCUUUGGAAGGGUCAAGUUGAUGGUAGAGGUCUUUCUCUUGUUAAUUGGAGAACCAUGAUCACUCCAAAGAAAUUUGGUGGCCUGGGUGUUAGAGAUCCUGCAUGUGACAAGCCUUGGGUUGUUCUAUUGAGGGUGAAGUAUCUGAGGAAUGAGGGAGUUUUAGAUGACCAUGUCCCUCGCAAUGCUUCUCAUGUUUGGAAGAGUAUCUCAAAGGCUUUUGGUGCUCUUAAGGAUGCCUUCUCUUGGUGCGUUGGGUCACUUGAUCAAUCCUUUUGGUUUGACAAUUGGAGUAUUGAGGGCCCAAUUGCUCAAGAUGUUCCUUUUGUACAUAUAUCUGACUCUGAUUUAACUAUUAGAGACGUUUGGAAAGAUGGUCAAUGGAAUCUCCAUGAUAUUUUCUCUAUCAUUCCAGAAGAUGUCAAACAGCGUUUGAAUGAUUAUAAUCCGGAUUUGAAUGCUGGAGAGAGUUCGGGUUGGUCGUGGGGUGUGGCAUCUUCUAGACACUACUCAGCUAGGAGUGGGUACAGUUGGCUAGCCAAAAGAAAGUUUGACUGGAAUGAGCAUGAUAAUUGGUUGUGGAUAUGGCGACUGCAUAUUCCUGAGAAGUACAAGUUCUUGAUUUGGCUCAAUCUUCAUAAUGCUAUUCCUAUGGCAGAGUUUCAUUUGGGUCGUGGUUUAGCUUUAUCUAGCACAUGUCAUCGAUGUCAGAAUGAUUCUGAAUCGAUUUUUCAUUGUCUUCGGGAGUGCCCUAGUGCCAAGGAGGUCUGGAACCUUUUAGGCCUGUAUUCAGAUAACUCGAAUUUACCUGAUUGGCUCUACAGAUGUGCAAAGAGUCGAGAUAUUUUUCUUUUCUUUUCGACCAUCUGGAGGAUUUGGAGAAGCAGGAAUCAGGACUUAUUUAGUAUAGAUGAUUCAUGGAGUGCUAGUAAAGUGGUGAGUUUGAUUCGUAGUUCAGUAAGGGAGUUUCACACUAUUUUUUCUAUGCAUCAAUCUUUGUCUCCUCCUUCACUUUGUUUGCAUUGGGUUCCACCUCCAGUUCAUUCUGUUAAAUUGAAUUGUGAUGCUAGUUGGUUUGCUCCUUUUGGCUAUGCUGGUUUUGGUUGUAUCAUUUGCAAUCCUGAUGGAUGUUGGUUGAAAGGUUGCACUGAAAAAGUCGAAGUGUGCAGUGUUCUUUUUGCUGAAUUGUAUGCAAUUUGGAGAAGUUUACUUCUUGCUUGGGAGAGUGGAUUUCGUGAGGUUAUUUGUGAAACAGACUGUUUAGAAGCUCUUUUCUUGGUAAACCAAAGAGUGCUUCGUAAGGAUAUUCCGGAAUGGGAUUUGGCAAAGCAUAUACAGGAGGUUAUGAAUUGGAAUUGGAGAGUCUCUAUUCUUUUAAUCAGAGGACUGCAAAUAGUGUUGCAAAUUGUAUGGCUAAAGCAGCUACUUUUGGCACAGACAUUCACUCGAAUUGGAGCCAACCAUAGAGUGAGCUUCAACAUCUAA